AUGAAGUCCACAAUCGCAGCCACCCUCAGCCUCAUCUACUCAGCAAUCGCGCUCCCCGCAGCCGAACCUCUUCGAGUACUACCAUCGAACUGGCAAUACCAGAUCACAUCUCUGCGUGGCCCAGGCUGCCCCGACUUCGGCAAAGAUCCCGAUGUGGGUCGCACCACGCGCUUGACCUUCGGUCAAAACACCAUGGAUGGCAGCGAGAUCUACUACUGGUUCGUGGCAUACCCACAUCUGCGUGUCGAUCUCGCCGAAAAUGACCAUGUAUGGUGCGAGACGGAACUGAGCUACGAAGAAUUCAAAGAUGUGACUCAGACGGUCAAAAGCGCUGAUUACAGGCUCCGACUGCAUAAGAAUGGGACGAGGGUCAUCGCGACGUACGAUCUUGAGAAUAGUGUCCAGGCUAUGUUCAAGUUCACUUACGAGGAGGCUAAUAAGAAGAGUAUUACCGAUGUCAUCACCUGGAAUGGCCCGCUAGCAUCUGGGCAGUACCAGAAGGAAGACAGCUCGGCCGGGCGAAAAGAAGAGAUUUACAAGCUCCCAAAGUGUGGCGCUGGCAAGAUCAAGUUUCGCACUGAGCUUUCUAUUACCGGGAAGAAAGGCUUGAAGGGCUUCGUGGCAAGUGAGCAUAGCAAAGAUACCGCAGGUAUCGAGCAAUACUAUGGCAUUCAGCAGGGCUUUAGCUAUGAUUGGGAGAAUUGCGACAAGUAA
Messenger RNA from Parastagonospora nodorum SN15, 714 nucleotides. RefSeq lists its product as hypothetical. The transcript is spliced from 2 exons. NCBI's taxonomy places the organism in Eukaryota, Fungi, Ascomycota, Dothideomycetes, Pleosporales, Phaeosphaeriaceae. The coding region runs from base 1 to 714 and encodes 237 amino acids. The record is from RefSeq and is a predicted model, not a curated record.